ACCUGUCAUUCACUAGUCAUUGGACAGACAGUGUAUGCUUCUUUGAACAUUUCCUAUCCGGACGGUGGCAAAAUGGGCAAGCUCAAUCUAACUACAGGUCUCUGUUUGAUCUUCGCCAGCUUGGGUGUACCUGGCCUUGCAGGACAUCUUCCAGCUUACCAAGGACCAUCACCCUGUGCACAACCAAACGGGCUAUUCCCCAACCCUGCUGAUCCACAUUCGUUUUACAACUGUGAUUGGGGAAAAGGCACCCUCCAAUACUGCCCAGUAAAUUUGGUGUAUAAUCAUGCCAUUAAGGCAUGUGACUAUCCCCCAAACAAGUACCCCGUGAACCAUCACAAUGUGAAACCUACUCCAACCAAGAAGAUUUAUACAACAAGAACCACCACUAAAUCCCAGAAAAACCCCUGUUAUGGAGGACAAAAUGGGCCAUACCCCAACCCUGCUAAUCCACAUUCGUUUUUCAACUGUGAUUGGGGACACGUCUACCUCCAAUACUGCCCACUAGAUUUGGUGUAUAAUCAUGCCAUUAAGGCGUGUGACUAUAAAAACCACCCUUAUGGAGGACAUACUACAACCAGUCCGACUACCACGACACCAACAACAAAAGGCCUUACCAUAAACCCCUGUUAUGGACAAAAUGGGCUUUACCCCAACCCUGCUGAUCCACAUUCGUUUUACAACUGUGAUUGGGGAAAAGGCACCCUCCAACACUGCCCAGUAAAUUUGGUGUAUAAUCAUUACAUUAAGGCGUGUGACUAUCCCCCAAACAACUACCCUGGGAACCAUCCCGUUGUGAAAACCACUCCAACCAAGAAGAUUUAUACAACAACAAAAACCACCACUAAAUCCCAGAAAAACCCCUGUUAUGGAGGACAAAAUGGGCCAUACCCCAACCCUGCUGAUCCACAUUCGUUUUUCAACUGUGAUUGGGGACACGUCUACCUCCAAUACUGCCCAGUAGAUUUGGUGUAUAAUCAUGCCAUUAAGGGGUGUGACUAUAAAAACCACCCUUAUGGAGGACAUACUACAACCAGUCCGACUACCACGACACCAACAACAAAAGGCCUUACCAUAAACCCCUGUUAUGGACAAAAUGGGCUUUACCCCAACCCUGCUGAUCCACAUUCGUUUUACAACUGUGAUUGGGGAAAAGGCACCCUCCAAAAAUGCCCAGGAAAUCUGGUGUACAAACAUUCCAUAAGGGCUUGCGACUAUUACGCUUGGUAAACUAUCAGCUUCCGGAAUCAUUCGAAAAUCUAUUGGGGGUGUAAUCUAAUAUUAGGGGCUUCAAUGCUGUUAUGUAUGAGGUAGUUUUACAUUGUCGGUGUAUCUGAUCCUACGGGGUGCUCUCUUUGGUUUAUGUGUAGCCAUUGGUGGAUUGAUUGGACCCUCACUAUGGCAUAUAUUAGGUGUGUUCUGUGUAGAAAUGAUUCAUAUUGGCUUUUUGAGGGUUUUGUUUUAAGUUUCGUUGUUCUGUAUUGAUUACUCUUUGCCUAUCCGCCAUUAGUGACAAUAAAGACAUAAUACACCUCUAUAAAACCAGUGUCAUGAUCGUGUCAGUAUUA
Pungitius pungitius (ninespine stickleback) is the source of this 1568-nucleotide messenger RNA. Its product is annotated as chondroitin proteoglycan 2-like. The transcript has 4 exons. The record is from RefSeq and is a predicted model, not a curated record. Gene Ontology annotation, molecular function: chitin binding. Gene Ontology annotation, cellular component: extracellular region. The coding region runs from base 73 to 1230 and encodes 385 amino acids. NCBI's taxonomy places the organism in Eukaryota, Metazoa, Chordata, Actinopteri, Perciformes, Gasterosteidae.